Molecule: messenger RNA, 750 nt
Organism: Orycteropus afer afer
Lineage: Eukaryota; Metazoa; Chordata; Mammalia; Tubulidentata; Orycteropodidae
Source: RefSeq, a predicted model, not a curated record
AUGGCGCCGGCUUAUUACUGUCCUCUUUGCCGACAGACCUUCUUCUGUGGUCGCGGACACGUCUACAGUCGCAAGCAUCAGCGGCAGCUUAAGGCAGCUUUGGAGCGGCUCCUGCCCCAGGUGGAGGCCGCCCGCAAGGCUGUCCGCGCCGCGCAGGUGGAGCGAUAUGUACCAGAGCACGAUCGACGCUGCUGGUGUCUGUGCUGUGGCUGUGAGGUGCGGAAACACCUGAGCCACGGAAACCUGACCGUGCUGCAUGGAGGGCUGCUGGAGCAUCUGGCCAGCCCAGAGCACAAGAAAGCAACCAACAGAUUUUGGUGGGAGAACAAAGCUGAGGUCCAGAUGAAAGAUAAGUUUUUGAUCUCCCCCCAGGAUUAUGCAAGAUUCAAGAAAUCCAUGUUAAGAGGUUUGGAUUCUUAUGAGGAAAAAGAGGAUGAAGUGAUCAAAGAGAUGGCAGCUCAGAUCCGGGAGGUAGAGCACAGCCGGCAGGAGAUGGUUCGGUCUGUCUUAGAGGUUGGUUUCCUUUGGAGGAUCCAGAGCAGUAUCCAAAUCCACUGGUCCCUGGCUCACCCAGAUACAGGCCUUGUCAGUGAAGAACAUGGGCAGGGCUGGGAGAAAGGGAGGGAAGAGUUUACAAGACAAGUAUCUUCCAGCUCACAGCAGCCCUCAGACUUGGAUCUGCCACCAGCUCCAAAGCUGGACUGGAUGGAGACAGGACAGCCCCUGACGUUUAUUGACUACCAGGUAUAA